Molecule: messenger RNA, 2929 nt
Organism: Rana temporaria (common frog)
Lineage: Eukaryota; Metazoa; Chordata; Amphibia; Anura; Ranidae
Gene: ZBTB3
Product: zinc finger and BTB domain containing 3
Exons: 3
Coding region: 383-2467 (694 amino acids)
Biological process (GO): regulation of transcription by RNA polymerase II
Cellular component (GO): nucleus
Molecular function (GO): RNA polymerase II cis-regulatory region sequence-specific DNA binding; DNA-binding transcription factor activity, RNA polymerase II-specific; protein binding
Source: RefSeq, a predicted model, not a curated record
GGUUUUCAGCUGUCCGAAACUUUGUACGGCGGAAGACAGGGAGGGGAAGCAGAUACCGAACACCCUGAAAACAGCAAGCGCCGUCUUCUAAAACAGGAAUAAAGUGGGCGUUUUUGAUUGGCUGGGGUUGGUGCCCAUCACCUUUACUACCGACCAACCAGCGUUGAGGGUAUAGGUCAUGCAGCCUCCAAUCAGGGUGUAGCAGAGGCGGCUUCAACACGGCUCGCUUUGUGCAGUGAUACAGAAGAUGUGUCUGGUCCCUGACACCUAGCGGGCCAUGGUGAGCCAAAUAAAGUGACAACGCGGAGUGUGGACCUCAUCUAAAGUGACCUCCUUACCAAUCUAAGCCUGCCGACACACGGAUACACCACACGGUGAAGCCAUGGAUUUCCCAGACCACAGUCGCCGUAUACUUCACAGUCUUAGAGAGCAGCAAUCGCAGGGUUUCCUUUGUGACUGUCAAAUAUCUGUGGGCACUGCACGCUUCCUGGCACAUCGUUCCAUUCUUGCCUCAUGUAGUCCCUUUUUCCAUAUGUCAUGCCGAGAGAGACCAGACACACGGGAGCUUACCCUAAACAGCCAGAUUGUCACAGCUCCAGCCUUUUCCUUGCUCCUCAGCUUUAUGUACUGUGGUAGACUCAGUUUUCAGGAGGCUCCCACUGAAGAUGUUCUGGCAGCAGCUAGCUAUUUGCACAUGGAUGAGGUUGUGAGGGUGUGCAAAAAACGUCUGCAAGGUCGAGCUCCUGCUGAGGCAGAUAGCACUCGCCGAGAAGAAGAAGGAGGAAAUGGCUGCAUGGGGGUACAGAAUGAUGGCAGAGAUGGAAGCUAUGAUGGUCAAGAUAUCAAAAUUAUGCAAUAUGAAGGACCAGAUAUAGCAGGGGAUGGCCAGAGAAUGCCUGGGAGUAUAACGUAUCACUUGCAGGAAGUAGCAGGAAGCAGCAGGUAUCAGAAGCAGGAAACGGAAAGAAAUGGACAAAAAUUACCAGGAAGUAUAAAGUAUCAGGAACCUGAAGCGUCGGGCAUUAUGCAGAGAAAAGUAGGGGUUUCUAGGUUUGAAGUACAAAACAUGAAUGAAAGUGGUCAAGGUUUAGAAGCCAGUUCUAAAUUUGAAUUGCAGGAAGGGACAGUGAGUAUUGAACCUGUUACUGGCAGUGUGAAAUGUCAGGGGCAACAGCUCUCAACUAGUAAUCAGGAGGCUGCUGGAAGCACGAGAUAUGAGGUACAGGAGAGGACCGGAAGUGAACAUAUUUCAGAAGCCAUAAGAUGUCCCCAGCAAGAGGCUGUAGAAAGUACACUUGCAUCGCCUGCUCAGAGAUUCACUUCACAGAGUCAAGAUGCAGGUUCUAAUGGACAGGUAGUACUUUCAAGAAACUCGCCAAAGAGACAGGAGCCUGCAGGUAGCACACAAAAUACUCCUAGAUAUUCCCAUCAAGGGCAGGAUAAUGCUGGCACUAGCAGUCAAAUGUUACCUACUUCUAGGUAUUUGCAACCCCAGGAAGAAGCUGGAACUACAUUAGCUGUGACGGGAAGUUCCAGAUUCCCUUUACAGGAGCCCACUGGUAGUGUUGUGGCAGUGCAAGGCAUUCAAAGAUAUUCCCUACAGAGUCCAGAAGUAGCAGUGAACACUGCAUCACAGCCUGCCACUUCCAGGUACCCUCUGCAGGAGCCAACGGGCAGUAAUCAAGGAGCUCAUGCACGUGGCAGAUACAGUUUGCAAAUUCAAGAGCCAACAGGCAGCACAGCUGCUUCUGGUCCAUCAAGAUACUUUCUGCAAAGUUCAGAAUUGGUCAACAAUGUUUUGGCACUCCCAGGUACAUCAAGGUAUACUUUACAUAGCCCAGGGUCUCCUGUGGGGAAAAGAGAAGAAAGAGAAUGUACGAAAUCUGAAUUGACAGUGACAACUACUACUCAGCCUGGAAUGGAGACGGCAGCUGCUUCUAGUCCAUGUAGUUCUACUGUAAGUGAAGGUCAACCAGCUCCAGGUGUAUCGGUAAAGAUAGAAGCCAUUGUAAUAUCUGAUGAGGAAUGUGAGAGAGCGGUAGGGGCAUUUAAACGACAUGGGUAUGAAGAGGAGGAAGAAGGAGAGGAGGAAUCUGGAUACUUGCCUUAUCAUAUGAUUGCAGUGCCAGGUGGCCACCACCCAAACUAUGGAGGUCUUCUGCCUCCCUCAAUGCACCCAGAGGCCAUGUACUUACAGGAAUUUGAAGGACAUCCUGGCUUUCCUCUUUUUCCUGAAGAUGUGCCCACUUGUAAGACAUGCGGUAAAACAUUUUCUUGUUCCUAUACACUCCGCCGGCAUGCCACAGUGCACACACGGGAGCGACCCUAUGAAUGUCGUUACUGUUUGCGCAGCUACACACAAAGUGGGGACUUGUACAGACAUAUUCGCAAAGCGCACAGUCAACUGGAACCAGGCGUCAAGAAACCGAAGACGGACAUGGAGCCCACGCCCCCAAACCUGCCUUAAAACAUGAGUGGUUGACAUUUUCUAGGCACAGCGCAGUCACUAAAGCCGUCAAUGACAAUGGUUUUCUGAGACCGAAUUUCCAGGGAGUUUCCAGAUUGGAUCUGAUGAGAGUGCAGUCCUCCCUUGAGUUACAUGGAUUUAUUAUCUGUUUUAAUUUAUUCAACCUUUUAAUGUAUGUGUGUGUGCGUGUCUAUUUUUCUUUUCUUUUUUAUUUAGAAUCAUUUCAGCUCUUCAGUACUUGUUAUGAAAUUUAUGAUUGAAAAACAUUAUCAGUUAAAAGAAUAAGUACUAAUACAACAAGUACAAUUAUUGACUUUUUUAUUACUUUUAAUUGUGGGGAAAAAAACAAGAGAAUAUUGCUACAAGCUGCUCUAUAGGUUCAUUUUGUGCUGGUGGAUCAGUGGUUCCUCCACAAGAUCCCCUGACCAACGCGUCAUUAAACGGUGUCUUUUGAUGAGCAAA